Molecule: messenger RNA, 1101 nt
Organism: Closterium sp. Yama58-4
Lineage: Eukaryota; Viridiplantae; Streptophyta; Zygnematophyceae; Desmidiales; Closteriaceae
Source: the annotation of a GenBank genome assembly
AUGGCUGCUCGCGCCACCCUCUUCCCGUCCGCAGUCCAAUCAGCUUCCGCGUACCGCCGUCGCGCGCUGCUUAGCACUAGCAGGGGGAUAAGCACUGGCGGCAGGACAAGGAUAAGCACAGGCGUCGCGAGGGAGGGGGGAGGGGAUGCGGCGAGUGCGGUGAAAAGCGGUGCAAUGGAGUUCCCGGUGUUCUGUGUGCAGUGGGCUGUGCUGCUGGGGGCCCCUGACUCCCUCCACAUCUUCAUGCCCCAUUACGUCCUCAACGCUCUCACAGGCCGUGUUGGCACCCUCAUGCACGUGGAUAAGGUGAAGCGCUUCUCUGAUGGGCGCAUGCUCAUAGACAGCACUGCCAUCACCACAGUGCGAGUCAACCAUCUGCUGCAGACCAUCCCAUACUGCCAAGCGCAGGUGCAGGAGCAGCAGGACCAAGAGGCGCUGCUGCUGCACGCCUUUGUUGGCGGGCUGGAGUGGACCGAGGAGGAGGAAGGAGAGGAGAGGGAGAGAGGGGAGGAGGGAGAGGAACGGGGGGAGGGUGUGGAUGGUGGCGUGGGUGGGCAUGUGUUGCCUGGGGAACGUGUGGUGCUGCAGGGACAGGGCUUACCAGGGGUUCUCCUCACGAAGGGGCAGGGUGCUGAUAGUGUGGGUGGUGUGGAUGGUAUGGGGAGGGUGUUACACAGGGGCCCUCCCAACAGCAUCAACAGGCGUGCACUGCAGCGACUCUCCCUGCGCUUGCAGCGGGGAGAGGCUCGCCUCUGGGCUCUGCUGCAGCAGACAAGAGACCUCUCUUCUCGCCUACGCAUGGAUGAGGGGAGAGCGGGAAGAGAGGGGAAAACGGGGCAUGCGGGAAAAAGUGGGGAAGGGGCGAAGGAGGUGGGGGCGAUGCGGAGGGAGGAGCCCUUGGUGCUGGUGCGGCGGGUGCAGCAGCUGUCGUUUGCUGCUGCUGCUGCUGUGCCGGGUGGAGUGGAGAGGAGUGAGGGGCGGCAGCAGCUGUUGGAAGCGAAUAGUAUCACCCAACGCAUUGGCAUCCUCACAGCUCUAUUCCUGCGGAGUCGUAGUGAACUUCUCGCUCGAGUGGCCAUCAAACGAUCAUUCUCCGACUGA